AUGAAUGCUGUUUUCACCUUAGAACUUUGCGCUGGGUGCGCUAGACUGUCGGCGUCUUUGGCAACCAAAGGUUUCAAAGCUAUGGCAGUCGAUCAGAAAGCAAACAAACAUAAACAAUGCUAUGCAACAGUCGCCUUGGACCUAGCCAAUGAAGAAGCUUUGCAACUCUUGAAAUCGCUUCUGAAACCACCGGGCCGAGUCUUCUAUGUGCAUGCUGCGCCGCCUUGCGGUACCUGCUCGAAAGCCAGAGAUCGCAAGCUCAAAUGGGCAAUCCGCAGACUUGGCGUGAAAGAGCCAAAACCGCUACGUAGUGCCUUGCAUCCACAUGGGCUGCCGUCGUUGAGAGGCCUGGACCUGAAGCGGGUCACCUUAGCCAAUCGCAUUUAUGCCAACAUUGCCCUAUUGCUGAAGCAGGCAAUUCGAGCUGGAGCCUUUGUGUCGAUCGAGAACCCCACACGGUCCUGGAUGUGGCAAACACAAUGGAUGCUUGAGCUCAUAGAUGAGUUCAGCUUGUUUCCAGUCACCUGUCAGCAAUGCAUGCAUGGCGGCAAAAGAGAUAAGUGGUCCACAUUUUACACCAAUGCAGAGUGGCUCCUUCCUCUCGCAAAAGAGUGUGAUGGCAGUCAUGUGCAUGCACCGUGGGGCAUCACAAAAGAUGGCAUUAAGUACAAGUUCAACACGGCGGAGGAGGCCGAAUAUCCACCAGUUCUGUGCCAGCGCAUUGCCGCAGCAGUGCACAGUGCUGCACUGAGCGCAGGCAUUCAGGUGGUUUCUCAACCCAAUGUGGUCGCUCCCAAAGCUCCGCCUACUAAGAUGGCAGCAGCAGGACGUCAACCUCGUGGCCACCGUCUACCAGAAGUCAUCUCUGAAUACAAGUCAACACUGUUUGUGUCAUGGCCUUUUAGCAAGCCAACAAAACUCCCGCGUUUUCUCUCUGCUGAUGAAGCUGCCCACCUUGGGGUACCGUCCCUCACCAAGGUCCUCACAUGUGAAAGUCGGAAAAGUGCAGAUGUUGAGGACCCAAACAAUGGUGUCAAGUGGAGUGCAAAGUUGGGGAUACUUAGGACGGCUCUAGAGCUUGUAGAAGAAGCAGUUCAGCUGAGCCACCCGUUUGAUUCUUCGAGCGCAGUGACAGAUGAUGCCAAGUGGAACAUUUUCGCAGUGCUCGUAGAUGGACCAGAGGCAGUACUUCGCAGGAGACGAGAAGCUUUAAGCCACUAUGCCAAAAGAGCUGUCGCUUUGCAGUUGGAGGAAGACAAACUUCAUGAACAGCUGCCUGAACACCGGCAGAAGUUAGUGGCCGACAAGCGAACGCUGUUGUUGGCGGAGAUGUGCAGGGAUGCAGGAGUCCCAGACAAUGGUCUUCUAGAACUUCAGCUAGCAGGUACACCUUUGACGGGAGUUUCGGGAAGCACAGGCCUCUUCGAAGACGCAGAAGCUUGUCAACCAGCCAUGGAUGAUGUUCAGCUGAUGAAGUCGUCUCGAUGGAGUAGGAAGAUGGUGGCGGGCAGAGAAUCCAACACUAUGGACAUGGAGUUGAACAAGGAUGUUUGGGAAAUCACGAUGAAAGAAGUCGAAAAGGGCUGGCUGCAGGGCCCGCUGUCGGACAGCCAGGUGAAGUCGUUGGUUGGGCCACUGUAUGUGGUAUCUCCCCGCUUUGGUCUUCGUCAAUCCGACAAGGUCAGGCCCAUCGAUGACAUGUCCAUCAGCCUUGUGAACUCCAGCUUUGCAGCGAGCUAUUCCCUAGAGCUUGACGGUGUCGACGGCGUAGCAGUCCUAGCUAGGACCAUGGCUGGGGCUGUAACGGAUGAUGGCCGGGUGAGCUUGAAGCUGAGCGAUGGUAGUAGCCUUGAAGGAAGCCUUCACUUCUCGUUGGACGUUUUACCUUUCGGAGCAUCUGCUGCAGUCUACAGCUUCAACAGGUUCUCAAAAGCCUUGCAGAUCAUCGGCUCACGGUUGUUUUCCUUGACAUGGACUUGCUACUUUGACGACUUUACUCAGUUUGACUUAGCUGCCUUGGGGGAUUCUUCGCAAACUACUGCUGAGGGCUUUCUCGAUUUGGUUGGUUGGAAGUUCUCGAUGAAGGACACUAAACGAUGUCCCAUGGCGGCUUCUUUCUCCGUGUUGGGGGUGACAGUGGACCUCAGCGCUAGCAAGUCCGGGAUAGUAGUGGUCAGGAACAAAGAGUCUCGUGUGCUUCAAAUCAAGCAAGAGAUAGCUGAGAUCAUCAGGUCCGGCUCCUUUUCUACUGCAGUGGCAUCUUCUUUGAGAGGAAGGGUGCAGUUUGCGGAAAGCCAAACUUUUGGAAGAGCUAUCAACUUGUUCAUGAGAGCUUGCAACUCCCGCGCAGCAAAUACGAGCCCUGGUACCAGUUUGGAUGAGAACAUACUUGGUGAACUCCGUUGGGCUCAAUGCUUCAUCGAAGAUGAUCGUCCUAGGAUUCUGAAAGUAGAUCAAAGCAGAGUGAAAGUAGUCAUCUUCACAGAUGCAUGCCUUGAAGAGGGUGACACCAGAGCGGGAGUAGGCAUGGUUGCGUAUGUGUGCAAGGAUCAAGUGCCCGUGAAAAGAUAUUUCUUUGCCGACGAGGUUCCAAAGGAAGUCCUCGAGAAGCUACAGGAAACCACACCAAAAGUGAUCUCUGGAUUAGAGCUCAUGGCAGCAGUCAUGGCUAUCGUUUUGAUGAAGGAUCACUUGUUAGCGCGAAGGGCUUUCCUCUUUGUCGACAAUGAG
Messenger RNA from Durusdinium trenchii, 2730 nucleotides. Lineage: Eukaryota; Dinophyceae; Suessiales; Symbiodiniaceae. The record is from the annotation of a GenBank genome assembly.